Messenger RNA from Nilaparvata lugens (brown planthopper), 8690 nucleotides. Its product is annotated as sushi, von Willebrand factor type A, EGF and pentraxin domain-containing protein 1-like. NCBI's taxonomy places the organism in Eukaryota, Metazoa, Arthropoda, Insecta, Hemiptera, Delphacidae. Bases 16 to 6564 code for a protein of 2182 amino acids. Gene Ontology annotation, molecular function: calcium ion binding. The transcript has 38 exons. The record is from RefSeq and is a predicted model, not a curated record.
UGUUGAAUCUAGAAAAUGUAUUUACAGACAAUUUUCCUAUUCUCAAUACUAGUUGUAGCUUACGGCGAUGAUGACAAAAUUAAUCUAGAUGUGAACAAUGAAUUUUUCAGUUUCGGGUCGAAAAAGAAAACUGAAUCGAUUGCACCCAGUCUUGAAAAUUCUGUUUUGAAAUCCAAAGUUGAAGUUUUAGGCGAGGUUUUGAAGGAGAAAGUCGACGAAUUGAGAGAAGCUGAGAAGACUCGUUUGUUAGAGUUGGUUUUCCUAGUUGAUGCAUCGUCGAGUGUAGGCCAGGACAAUUUUGCCUCCGAAUUGAAGUUUGUGCGAAAACUUUUGGCCGACUUGACAAUAUCGAGCAAUCACACGCGAGUCGCUUUAGUCACAUUCUCGUCCGCUGACAAAGUGUUGUUAGAGUUGGUUUUCCUAGUUGAUGCAUCGUCGAGUGUAGGCCAGGACAAUUUUGCCUCCGAAUUGAAGUUUGUGCGAAAACUUUUGGCCGACUUGACAAUAUCGAGCAAUCACACGCGAGUCGCUUUAGUCACAUUCUCGUCCGCUGACAAAGUGAUUAGACACAUUGAUCAAAUAAGCGGUGGCGGCUUGUCACAUAACAAAUGUGAAUUGAUGAAUUUGGACAUUGAUUAUUCUGGCGGAGGAACUUUCACGUUGGGAGCUGUUCUGAAUGCUCAGGAGCUGUUCUCACUAGCUCGUCCUGGCGCCCGGUGUGUCCUGUUCCUAGUUACGGACGGCUUCUCGAACGGAGGCGACCCGCGUCCCGUGGCGGCGUCUCUGAAGGCGGAGGCCGACGUCGAGAUAUUAACAUUUGGAAUCAGCACUGGCAACACCGCUGAAUUGGUCGACAUGGCCUCCACACCUGCUCACCUCCACUCCUUCCUACUCGACAGCUUCACUCAGUUUGAGGCUUUGGCUAGGCGCGCUCUACAUCACGAUUUGGCAAUGGGACAUUACAUUGCAGUUGAGACAAGCCACUGUAGAGAUGAGUGUGCACCUUCGGCUGUGUGUGGCUGUGGACUGAGAACCGGUUUUUAUUCCUGCCUGUGUCCGCCUGGCUUCUAUGGUCCGGCAACGGCUGAUUCUUCCGAGCCAUGCAUUAUGUGUCCAAAUGGAACAUACAGUGACGGGCUUGUGCCUGGUGAUAUAACAGUAUGCACACCUUGUCCUGAUGUCAAUCACAAUACCAGAUUUCCAGCUAAGGCUUUUGAGGAUUGCUAUUGCAAACAGGGCUACAAAACUGCUGAGGAUGAUCCAAGUCAAUGUGAAAUGGUGCACUGUCCGGACUUGGAUGUGCCGGAGAAUGGGUUCAUGGUGCACGGAUGGUGUAGCACCCUGAUGAACGCCGCGUGUGGGGUGCGCUGUGACAGUGCACACACGCUGGAUGGCUCCAGCAUCCGCAUCUGUCUGCCCAACGGCACCUGGUCCGGCAUCCCCGUCACUUGUACAAUGGUGCACUGUCCGGACUUGGAUGUGCCGGAGAAUGGGUUCAUGGUGCACGGAUGGUGUAGCACCCUGAUGAACGCCGCGUGUGGGGUGCGCUGUGACAGUGCACACACGCUGGAUGGCUCCAGCAUCCGCAUCUGUCUGCCCAACGGCACCUGGUCCGGCAUCCCCGUCACUUGUACAAUUAAACGUUGUCCAAGACUACCUAUUAUUGAGAACGGAAACCUGACCUGUUAUCCGGACGAACCAGAGCUUGACUCACCUGUGGACGCCGAGUGUGUUGCCACGUGUGAUGAUGGAUUUUUUCUGAUUGGCUCCAAGAAACGCACCUGUCUCCCUCUGUCUAAGUGGGAUGGAAGAUCCAAUAUAUGCAAAGCUAUGCAAUGCCCAGCUCUGCCACCAAUCAACAACGGAUUCUAUUCGCCUGAAAAUUGUACUUCGAGAAAGAAACAUGAAUUUGGAAAAAUGUGUGAGAUCUCGUGUUUGCCAGGCUAUGAGUUGCAUGGACCUGAUCAGCAAAAAUGUCUAGCGAAAGGUGUAUGGAGCAGAAGAAAAGAAACAACAACCUGUCUUGAUGUCACUCCACCCAUGCUGCAAUGUCCACCCGAUAUAUUCAUGACUCCAGAUUCUUCAUCUGGAAAAGCACUGGUGAGCUGGAUUGAACCGGAACCAGUAGAUAACUCGAAUGAAUCAGUUCUACUGUGGAAUGAACCAGCCUUGGAAUCUCCAUUGCUGUUGGGACCAGGCAUAACAGUAAUUACAUACACUGCCACAGACCCUAGUUUCAAUCAAAUAUCUUGCAAUUUCUCAAUUUUUGUUGAGGAUAAUGAGCCUCCAACAGUAAGUAAUUGCGAUUCAGAUCAAAGUUUUCUCAUAAGUGUCAGUGAGCGGGCAACAGCAAAUUGGUUGAAACCUGAUUUUCAUGAUAAUUCCGAACAACAUUUGAAGAUAUUCGAAUCUCACAAUUUGAAUGAGCUGCCUGUGGGAUUGAGUCACAUCACAUACACGGCGACUGACGCAUUCGGCAACAACGUAUCCUGCACUCUAUCUGUUCAAGUGAUUGAAGAAAUGUGUGAACUGCCAAAUAAUCCGUUGAAUGGGAGGCUGAACUGCAGUGAAACACUCGAUAAUGGAGGAAUAACAUGCUCUGUUAUUUGCAAUGAGGGGUAUUCCCUUAUAACGAGGAAUGGAGGCUCACGAUUCAUAUGCAAUUCCACUUUUUCCGACUUGGAACUUAUUCCUGAUUGCACAGAGACUGAAAUACCAAGCAGUGUACUUCAAAAAGGAGAAUUGUCUUUUGAGCCCGCCGAUAAAAGUAAUGACGUAUGUGAUAAUCACGUUUUCCUAAACCAGGUGAGAGCAGUAAUCCAACGCUAUCUAGAAUCUGAAUGUGAAGAAAAUGAAGCAACUUGUCUGGUUGAUAACGAAGUGAGGACGGAAUGUGACAACAGGAGCGGGGGAGGGGGGGAAAAGUCGUAUGCCUCAGGUUUAGAAGAAAGGAGCAACGACGUGAAGUACAGGAGAAGGAGAAAAGUCGGUAACAAUUCUCGAGUUAAAGUCAAGUUUACAAUGAAAGUCAAGACAGGUAAGAACAAGAGUGAUGAAAUUCUUCAUGGUCUGACAAAAAAUGAUCUAUUAAUGAAAGCGGGCAUCGAUGUUGGAGUGGAGCCUCAAUUGAUCAUCCAUGAGCAGUUGCCUUUAUGCUCGGUUGGAUUUGUAAUUCGAGGUGAUAGUUGUAUAAAGUGUCCCCCUGGAACGUUAUGGGCGAAUAAUACACACUGCAGUCCUUGCCAAUUGGGCUUCUAUCAACCGAAACCUGGCCAAAGCCAGUGCCUGCAAUGUCCCGAGGCAACCUCCACCAGGCGAGUUCAAGCACGCAGUGGUCGAGCUUGCAGAUCUAUUUGCCCUCCAGGCACUUAUAGUAGGAGUCGAGGCAAGUACCCAUGGAAUGAGGGUGACAUGGGUGUGAAGCCGUGCAUCAAUUGUCCAUUGGGGACAUUCCAACCAGAACACGGUGCGUUGUCAUGCAUCAAGUGCGCCAAUAAUCAAACAACUAAACAGAAAGGUAGCAAUUCAAGACACCAGUGUAUUGCGCUGGCAAACAACAGCACUUCCAAUAUGGUGAAAGAAUGUAAGGAAAUACGCAGAGGUCACGUGACUAAAUAUGUAGGAUUGAAUUGUACACCCCAUGUUGACUUUUGCCUGACAAAGCCUUGCCUGCAUGCUGGCACAUGCCUGUCAAAUCAAACUGCUCACACAUGCUUGUGUGCUCCAGGCUUCGAGGGAAAUGAAUGUCAGAAUAAAAUUGAUGAGUGUUCAUUAGGGCCAUGUCAAAAUGGAGGUGAGUGUUUGCAAGCAGUUGAUGGCUUCUACUGUCAUUGUCCAUCAUCUUUUGAAGGCCAAUUCUGCGAAUCGAAAAUAGACGAAUGCUCAGUCGACCCUUGUGCUACUGGCGCUUCCUGUUCUAAUAGUAAAGAAGGCUACACUUGCAAAUGUGGAAGUGAGUUUUCUGGCAAAAACUGCGAGAUCAGUCCUUGUGAUAGAACUGAUCAACCUUGUAUGAAUCGAGGUUUUUGUCACACGGAUUCCAAUCCCACCCACCAAUCAUACAGCUGUGAAUGCUCAGAAAACUGGACAGGAAAGCAUUGCAAUGAGUCGCUUGAUAAAUGUGCCAGCGCACCAUGUCUGAAUUCGGCAACUUGCAUAGCUAUUUCUGGUAGUUUGAAUUUUUCCUGCUCUUGCAUUGCUGGAUUUUUCGGAAGAUUCUGUGAAACUUAUGUAUCGUCGGAUUUCUCAUUGAACUUUCCAAUUCCUGGAACACUUGACUAUGCAAAAAUCAGAGGACCAACUAAAGAUCUACAUGAAGUGAGUCUAUGCAUGUGGCUCCAGUCAUCUGAUAGGCGGAACUAUGGAACUUUAUUUUCUUAUGCAACCAACUCUUAUGACAAUACCUUCACUCUGACCGACUACAAUGGUCUGGUUUUGUAUGUGAACGGCAGACGAGUAGUGACUGAUGCUCAAGUGAACGAUGGUUCCUGGCACAGUGUUUGUGUCCAUUGGACCGCACUGGGAGGAUUUUGGAAUUUAUACUUGGAUGGCAUUUUGAAAGAAAGUGGAUCUGGUUUGUCCAACAAUUCUAAUAUUCCAGGUAACGGCGUAAUAGUAGUGGGUCAAGACCAGGAUCGGGUGGGAGGCGGCUUCAAUCCGGCAGAGGCAUUUGUCGGCCGCUUGGCGGGGCUCGACUUGUGGGACUUCAAACUGAAAGAUGGCAUGAUCACUGCGCAUGCGCACAACUGCAACCAUAAUUUGUCCGGCAAUAUACUUACCUGGUCGCAACUGUAUCACGUGCUCCACGGUAAUGUUCAGGUUGAUGAGUCGCCACUGUGCAAAGGCUGCAGUGCAUUGAUUGCACCCCAACACUCAACUCUGAGACUGGAUGAUGAGAGCAUGGUCGGAAGUUUGGCCCACUACCAAUGUGACGCGGGGUAUGUGGUCGCCAAAUGGACUCAAAACAGUUAUCACUCAAGGAAAUGUCUGAAGGAUGGAAGCUGGCAGGGACAUGCACCCAUUUGUCAAAAAUGCUACUGUGGCUUCCCUGGAUAUUUUCCACAUGGGAAGAUUAUUGGGAACUCGUUCUUCUUCAAAGAUGAGAUUACUUACGAGUGCUUUGCUGGUUUCAAGUUGGUUGGAGCAAAAAAGAGGAUCUGCUUAGAGAAUGGGACUUGGAGUGAAAUUUCACCCACCUGUCAAGUGGAAUCAUGCCCAUUGCUGAGCAGACCAGAUUACGCUCAUAUGUGGCUGGUUGUGAGCUCCUCGUUCCACAUGGAGUUCGAGUGUGAGCGAGGAUAUGUGCUGGAAGGACUCGCUCUCAUAAGGUGUCUGGCGAAUGGACAAUGGGAUAGUCCUGCUCCAACUUGUUCACCAGUAAACUGCUCCACGCCGGAGAGGAUCGGACAUUUUGUACCAAUUCUAAGAUCGACCAGCUAUCAAUUUGGCAGUGAAGUGCAGUUUGCUUGCGAUGAAGGAUAUGAAGUCGAUAUUGAGCUACCGCCACCUAGCUCUUUUUUGACGGCAGUUUGUAACAGCUCAGGCCACUGGUCUCAUAAUUUGCAUUCUUUUCGAUGUGUUCAAACCCGUUACCGGUACUGUACUGAAAUUGCUCACAUCCAAAGUGAAAAAUCUACAAAGGGCAUUCUGUUCAAAUAUGGUGACACCAUAGACAUUGAUUGUAUUCCAGGCUACCAGCUGAUUGGUCCAAAGCAAAGGGUGUGUCUCUUGAAUGGAACCUGGUCUGGACCACAAAUAGUAUGCAAACAAACCGUUUGUCCUGCUCUGAAUCAAAGUGCAUCACAGCUUGAAAGCAACCACUUCGAUAUUGUAGUGUCAAAUCAUAGUUACGGUGGUUCACUGGUGGUGAAAUGUAAAAAAGGCUUCGAGCUGACUGUCGAUGACGAGGUUUUGAAGAAUUUGCAGUGGACCUGCGACAAGGAUGGAGUCUGGAAAGGAGAGAUUUCGCUGGCAGAUUCUGUGUCUUGGAAAUGUGAGACUGAGAAGGAGAAACAAUGUUUUCCACCUGAGGAACCAAGUAAUGGAUAUGUUUUGGAGCCAGAAAUUGAAUUCACAACUCACUAUCCUAUUGGCAAAAUGUUUAACAUCAGUUGUCGACAAGGUUAUUUGUUGAAGGGUGAAAAUUUCACAGAAUGCUUGAAAAGUGGUACUUGGAGUCAUGCCUCCAGAAUUAUCUGUGAAGCCGUUGAAUGUUCAAUACCAACUCUGCCAGCAAAUACAGCUUUAACGAUUUUGUCAGAUACAAAGUAUGGCAGUUUAGCUCAAUUCAAAUGUGUGCCAGGAUUUCGUGAAUUUGGAUUAUUUUCUAUCCACUGUCAGGCAAAUGGAAAAUGGUCCCGAUUACGAGGCAAAUGUCUCAGAAUCAGUUGUAAUAAGCCCGCUGUACAUCCCGAUGCAGAAAUAUCGGGGGAUUCUUAUUUGUAUAAUGCGCGAUUGAAAGUAACUUGUCCGGAAGGAACUCUACUGAAAGGCGACUCAACCAUCACAUGCCUUUCCACUGGCUUGUGGUCGGAUAUACCAGUUUGUGCAAAUAUUCAACUUUGAAGUACCUAUCCAAGUCAUUAUAUACAUCUGGAUUAUUUUCUCUGAAUUUCAUGUAGAAUAGAUUUUUUUGAUGUAGAGUGAGAGUAAUAUUAUAUUAUAGUAAUAAUGUAAUAUAGUAGAAAUAUAUAGUUCACUUUCCUACAAAGUACCCUCACUUUAAUAAAAUAAUUACCUUUCAAGUAAUAUAGGCUUGCUCUUGCAAGCAGCGUUCCCUUUGCUGACAAUACAAACUCAAUCAUUGUUGGGAAUGAUUAGCAAAACAACUACAAAGACAGGGAAAUGAGUUUCAUUAAAGCAUUGGAGUUUCGUGAAGAGCAAUAAGCUGAAGGUCAACAUUCAGUACUCUGUAUGAUGCUUGGAUAACCUUCCAGAACGCCAUGCCGGUGCCGUGUCUGUUUCGAGCCGCAAUAAUUCUUACUCUUCCCUGCUUGUAUCAGGGCCGCCCAAAGGGCAGGGCGACCGGGGCGGUCGCCCCGGGCGUCGCGGCUAGGGGGGCGCCGCGGUCGUAUAAUGAUUACAGCCCCGACACUAUCGGUUCUAGUACCUUUAUUUCACCUUCACGUUAAAAGUCUUGAACCAUUUUCUUAUCAAUCCAUUUCUAUGUAUAACUCAUUACUUAUAUGUUUAGUGUGAAUUGUGGCAUAAACAAUAAAACUUGGCGUUCACUGACUAUACUUUGGUAAAUACAGUCACUCUACGCAUAGCGUAGGCGUAUAUUUUUCCAAUCAUUGAGUGAGCCUGUGCUCCUGCAAACUGCAAGUCGUCCUUGGUCGCUUCAUUGUCCCAAGCUGGGUGAUAAAACUUCUAAUCUUAUACUCUUUUCUAACCUUGUAUUCUGCAGGCUAAAACCUAUUUAUUUCCAAAUUUCCGUUAAUAUUCCUAAAUUGAAAAUUUUUCAAUAUAAAAUAAAUUAAAUUUUUCAAUCUAAAAUAAAUUGAAAAUUUAUUAACGGAAUAUAAACGGAAAUUUAAAAUUAAAUAGGUUUUAACCUGCAGAAUACAAGGUUAGAAGAGAGUAUAAAAUAAGACAAGCUGGGCCGGAUGGUUUAAAUAUGGAGCAGUUCAAGCAUGGGGGACUCUUCUUCAAACUUCGCUUCCUCCAUUUGAUAAAUAUGUACUGGAGACAAUAUUGAGCAUCCCAGAAGUUUGGAAAGUGGCUACAGUCAAGUCAAAUCUCUUUUCAAGAAGGGAGAUAUAGUCCAGUCACUAUACUUUGGUGCUUGUUAUUUAUAUUGUAGUUCUGAUUUUUUAAUAUAUUAUUUGGCUACAUGAGAAAAGUCCAGAACCAAUUUCUUCAUGCAAAAUUUCCUUGUGCUAGAUACAGAGUGGCCCAAAAACCUCGUAUUUUCAGUUCAUUUUCCAGAUUUCAGCUAUUUCUGCCAAAUCCAGUAAACAAACGGACGGAAAAAUUUGCUCUAUACUAGCCUUUGUUUUAGAUUAUAAAAUUCUGAAUAAAAUGAGAUCAUUCGCAACUCUUUAUCUUCAAUAAGUACUGAGUUAAGAUUUCUCAAAAAUAAGUAAAUUUUAAAGAAACAAAUCAAUUCUAAUGAAUUAUAGUUCUUUAUCAACAAUAUCUUCCGAUUGUUACGAUUUAGUUAGAUGUAUAAUUCAAAGUCCCUCUGGGCGUAUUUUUGUGCUCUACAAUCUAAGAUCAGGUAGAGCGCUCUAUCUCAUAUAGAUUUCCAGGUACAACUGACAACAAUAAUGCUCCUUGUAUUGUGAAAAACUCCUCAUUUUCGGCUUCAACCAUCUUCACCAACUACUAGAAAUUGGCAAUUUUUUGUGUAUUGGAAUAUGUGCUUAAGUACACUCAACAAUAAAUUUUCAACUUUUCGACCGAAUUUGACUCAUGAUUCAUGGUUAUGGACUGCCUUGACGAGCCGAGAAGAAUGAUGUGAAGUAAGAUGAGAUACGAGCAUUGUGUCAUGAGUUGUGUGUUUGAAAUUUUGAUCCUUGAGGUGUUCUUAUGCGCGCCUCUCCACUAGGAAAUACUGAAAUGAAGUGCAUCUCAAGUUGAUUCUCAUAGAGCAUAAUCUCAUGAACUUAUGUCAUUGUGCGAAAUAUCAAUGUGAGGACAAUGUAGUUGGUGAUGAUCGUUGAAGCCGAAAAUGAGGUGUUUUUCACAAC